This is a messenger RNA of Physeter macrocephalus (sperm whale), 636 nucleotides long. Its product is annotated as serine/arginine-rich splicing factor 3-like. The record is from RefSeq and is a predicted model, not a curated record. The coding region runs from base 30 to 557 and encodes 175 amino acids. Gene Ontology annotation, cellular component: nuclear speck. Gene Ontology annotation, biological process: mRNA splicing, via spliceosome. NCBI's taxonomy places the organism in Eukaryota, Metazoa, Chordata, Mammalia, Artiodactyla, Physeteridae. Gene Ontology annotation, molecular function: RNA binding. The transcript has a single exon.
CAUAUGUGUUUCUAACCUGAGAUCUCGAAAUGCAUCGUGAUUCCUGUCCAUUGGACUGUAAAGUUUAUGUAGGUAAUCUUGGAAACAAUGGUAACAAGACUGAAUUGGAACGAGCUUUUGGCUAUUAUGGACCACUCCAAAGUAUGUGGGUUGCUAGAAACCCUCCUGGCUUCGCUUUUGUUGAAUUUGAAGAUCCCCGAGAUGCAGCCAAUGCUGUCCGAGAGCUAGAUGGGAGAACACUAUGUGGCUGCCGAGUAAGAGUGGAACUGUCGAAUGGUGAAAAGAGAAGUCGAAAUCAUGGCCCACCUCCUUCUUGGGGUCGUCGCCCUCGAGAUAAUUAUCAGAGGAGGAGUCCUCCACCUCGCCGCAGAUCUCCAAGACGGAGAAGCUUCUCCUGCAGCCGGAGCAGGUCCCUUUCUAGAGAUAGGAGAAGAGAGAGAUCACUGUCCUGGGAGAGAAAUCACAAGCCGUCCCAAUCUUUCUUUAGGUCUCGUAGCCGAUCUAGGUCAAAUGAAAUAGAAGACCAGUUUGCAAGAGGAGUGAUGUACAGGAAAUAACUUCAUUUGACAGGAGUAUGUACAGAAAAUUCAAGUUUUGUUUGAGACUUCAUAAGCUUGGUGCAUUUUUGAAAUGUUU